Solanum tuberosum (potato) is the source of this 2041-nucleotide messenger RNA. Its product is annotated as embryogenesis-associated protein EMB8-like. The record is from RefSeq and is a predicted model, not a curated record. Gene Ontology annotation, molecular function: monoacylglycerol lipase activity; short-chain carboxylesterase activity. NCBI's taxonomy places the organism in Eukaryota, Viridiplantae, Streptophyta, Magnoliopsida, Solanales, Solanaceae. The transcript has 15 exons. The coding region runs from base 104 to 1843 and encodes 579 amino acids. Gene Ontology annotation, biological process: lipid metabolic process.
UUUCAGCAUAAUUUAGUCCGCUUGUUCAAGUAGUCUCUCUCUUCUCAUCAAUCUUUCUUGUUUUUUUUUUUCAAGAAACCCAACACCCCCUUUUGAGAUUGCCAUGGAUUGCUUUGAGUUAAGCUCAGAAUCCCCAUAUGAGCUUCUGCUUAAAGUUGCUUUCUUGAUACCCAUUUCUCAUUAUUUCUUGGGGUUUCUGUUUUUACUAUUUGUUUUUCUCUAUAAUUUCAUAGAGAUGUACUUCAUACAAGAAUUAUUUACUGGAUUUAGGGGAAAGCCUGUUUCUUUGACCUUUAAUUCUUGCUGUGACCUCUAUCAAGAAGUGGUUUCCAAAUGUAAAACUCUUAAUGGCAGGUUUUCGUCUACUCCGUGGCUUUGCAGUCCUCAUCUACAGACAGCCUUUUUGCAGUUCUUUGGAAGGGCACCUGCUUGCAGCUACCGAAGACAGAUAUUUCAAUUGUCUGAUGGUGGGACAAUAGCUUUGGAUUGGCUAAGGAACAUCGAUGUUAAAAAGCCAUCCAUUGAACGUUUUGAUGGAGUUCAGAGUGAUGAUAAAAGUCCCAUCAUGCUAGUGAUUCCUGGUUUAACAAGUGACUCUGAUUCUGCUUACAUAAAGCAUCUUGCUUUCAAGAUGGCCAAACGUGGAUGGAAUGUCGUUGUGAGCAAUCAUCGGGGUCUCGGUGGAGUGUCAGUAACUUCUGAUUGCUUUUAUAAUGCUGGAUGGACGGAAGAUGCCCGAAGAGUCAUUGACCAUCUCCACACCCAAUACCCUCAGGCUCCUUUAUUUACUGUUGGCCUUAGCAUUGGUGCUAAUGUUCUGGUAAAAUAUCUUGGUGAGGAAGGAGUUAAUACUGCAAUUGUUGGGGCAGCUGCAAUAUGUUCUCCUUGGGACCUUUUGAUUUGUGACAGGUAUAUUAAUCGCAGGCUUGUGCAGAGAGUCUAUGACAGAGCUCUGGCAAUUGGAUUAAGAGGUUAUGCCAAGCUGCAUCAGACAGUAAUGUCUCGGUUGGCAGAUUGGGAAGGCAUUGUUAAGGCACGUUCUGUAAGAGAUUUUGACCAUAGUUCUACUCGUGUUCUUGCUGAUCUUGAGACUGUUGAUACAUAUUACAGGAAAGCUAGCUGUACCAGUUAUAUAGGAAAUGUGAUGGUUCCUCUCCUUUGCGUUAGUGCCUUGGAUGAUCCAGUUUGUACAAGGGAAGCAAUUCCAUGGGAUGAAUGUCGGGCAAACAAAAAUAUUGUACUAGCUACCACGCACCAUGGAGGACACUUGGGAUAUUUUGAAGGGAUGACUGCAAAAAGCCUCUGGUGGGUUAGGGCAGUUGAUGAAUUUCUUUGUGCUUUGAACUCCAGCUCAUUGAUCCAUAGCAAAAAGGUUACUACAGUGCAUAGUUCCCUGGAAACAUCCAUUGAUCCACCAUAUGUGAAUAUUAGAGAAGACGGAUUGGUGACUGCGUUUAGCAAUGAUCCAUCAGGUGAAGUAGGAAGUCAGCAGAAUGAGCAGCCGGUCGAAGAUGACCCGGCUGGAGAUAGGAUUAGAGGUGUCAAUGGUGCAAUGCAGCUAGAAACAAAUGCAACAACUCAGUUUGAUCCGAGAAGUGAGAGCACCAGGUUGGAAGAUGCUGGUUCGAGAGGACCUGCAAAAAUGCUGGUGACUCCUGAACCAGAUUUUGAUGCAGUGAUUGUUCCUGUUAAAAGAUGUUUAAAUCAGCUUUCUCGGCGUAGUAAGAUUUCAAUGUGGGUACUUGCAUAUAUUGCUAUCAUAACCACUUGGCCAAUUCUUGGUUCAGCUUCACCAAUGUUCUUCAAGAAAAAGCUGCGGAACAUCUUCUCACUGAAAAGAUGACGAUGCCAUGCAUGUAGCAGUGGCUAAGCUCUAUUCAUUAGUACUAUUUAAGAUACAUUUAUGUACAAUUGCUGGGGAAGAGGGAAAUAGUUAAACCCCAAAGUUGAAUUCGGGAAUGGCUGUACUGUUUCUUGUAACUUCAAAAUGAUCAUAUAAUAACAGCCACUUGUUAAAAAGAUUUUCAUUGUUGCCUGAUUA